This is a messenger RNA of Notothenia coriiceps (black rockcod), 803 nucleotides long. RefSeq names its product G-protein coupled receptor 98-like. Gene Ontology annotation, cellular component: stereocilium; membrane; cytoplasm. Gene Ontology annotation, biological process: sensory perception of sound; negative regulation of adenylate cyclase activity; visual perception. The annotation marks the transcript as partial. Gene Ontology annotation, molecular function: G protein-coupled receptor activity; adenylate cyclase inhibitor activity; G-protein alpha-subunit binding. The record is from RefSeq and is a predicted model, not a curated record. Lineage: Eukaryota; Metazoa; Chordata; Actinopteri; Perciformes; Nototheniidae. The transcript has 5 exons.
AACCAACACAGAAGUGGUGGCUGAUGAAGGUGGCAGAGCAGUCUUCCUCACUGUGUCUCGCAGUAAUGGUCUGGAGUCAGCUGUCAGUGUGGAGUGGGAGACGCAGUCCGACACAGCCACUGCCUCUGAGGGUCACCUCCCAGUGAUGGGUGUGUACCAGAGCUUUGAUGAUCACCCCACCUCUUCUUGGUGCUCUCUACCUGGAGGGCCUUCCUUCCUGGCCAUGAGGCUGGACAGGAGGCCUGGUGUUGGAUCCUCCUACAGCCUGGCAACUCUUUACCGGUGGCAGGGAGUUUUUGUGCCAGUAGAGUCUGUUAGGAUCCAGGACCCGGGCUCUUGUGUAGGUUUUGCAGUGAAUGGCUCCACAUACAUAGCCAUUACGCACAGUGGCCCCCCCUUCUCCCCUGCUGCCAACCUCAGCAUCUUCAAACUGCAGAUGGACCUUAAUAUCACACUGGAACAAACUUUAGGAGUUGAAGCUCUGGAUGUGAAACACUUCUCUUCUGAGGGCAGAGAGUAUCUGAUCGCAUCAAGCCAGAUCUUUGUUUGGACUGGAAGCUCCUUCACCCUCUUCCAGACUCUGGACUUCGAGGAGAGCGUCCUCAGUGUGACUCCCUUCACUCGAUCAGCUGUUCCCCACCUGUUAGUGUGCAUAGAAAGACAGACGGCUGCCUGUCUGCUGCUUCCAUGGACCAACGGGAGAUUUCAGGACCCACAGCCUCUCCAGAUCACAGGCAGAGCCAUCCAGGUGGAGACGAUCAACACGCGAGCGGAGGACACUCUCCUGAUGGUGGUUACUGAAG